This is a messenger RNA of Cynoglossus semilaevis (tongue sole), 858 nucleotides long. Its product is annotated as chymotrypsin-C-like. The coding region runs from base 33 to 836 and encodes 267 amino acids. Gene Ontology annotation, biological process: proteolysis. The record is from RefSeq and is a predicted model, not a curated record. Lineage: Eukaryota; Metazoa; Chordata; Actinopteri; Pleuronectiformes; Cynoglossidae. Gene Ontology annotation, molecular function: serine-type endopeptidase activity. The transcript is spliced from 8 exons.
UGGGUUACAGUGAGAGCUGUGUGCUUACAGACAUGAUCAAGUUUGUGGUUCUCGCUCUCUUUGUGGCUGGUGCCUACGGGUGCGGUCUCCCCACAUUCACCCCAGUUGUGAGCAGGGUGGUUGGAGGAGAAGAUGUCAGGCCUCACAGCUGGCCAUGGCAGAUUUCCUUGCAGUAUAACAGAGAAGGUGAGUGGAGACACACCUGUGGAGGAACACUGAUCUCCCACCAGUGGGUCCUCACUGCUGCCCACUGUAUCAGCACAGGCAGACAGUACAGAGUAGCCCUGGGAAAGCAUAACCUGGUGGAGACAGAGGAGAGAGCUGUCUUUGCUGACACUGCCAACAUUAUUGUGCAUGAGAACUGGAAUCCCUUCUUUAUCCGUAAUGACAUCGCCCUGAUCAAACUGGAGUCUCCUGUCACCUUCACUGACUCCAUCAUGGCUGCUUGUAUUCCUAAGUCUGGUUUCGUUCUGCCCCACAAUGAGCCCUGCUACGUCACUGGAUGGGGUCGCCUCUACACUGGAGGUCCCAUCGCUGACAUCCUGCAGCAGGCUCUCCUCCCCGUGGUGGACCACGCCACCUGCAGCAAAUCUGACUGGUGGGGCUUCCAGGUGAAGGAGACCAUGGUCUGUGCAGGUGGAGACGGAGUGAUGUCUGGGUGUAAUGGAGACUCCGGCGGCCCUCUGAACUGUAAGAAUGCUGAUGGUGCCUGGGAGGUCCACGGUGUCGUCAGCUUUGGCUCAGGCAUCAAAUGCAACCUGGCAAAGAAGCCCACCGUCUUCACCAGAGUCAGCUCCUACGUCGACUGGAUCAGUGCUAAAAUGGUGGCCUACUGAGCAGAGGGAGGGAAAAAUGAGA